AUGGCAGUGUUCCUAAAAAGACAGAGACAAGCAGCCCAACAAAUUCCAGUGGCGUCAACCACUCGGCCAAAGAUGGUAUGCGCUGUUGUUCAACGUGCUUCUUUUCUGGGAAUAUUCGAAGUUAUCCUGGAGGCUGAAGAUCUGGAUCGUGAUCAAAGACUGCUUCCAGAUGCUGAACGAAGGAAGGGUAGCGAGAAAAACGACAGCCCAGAAAGAGCACUUCGCUGGAUCAUUGUAUAG
Messenger RNA from Gongylonema pulchrum, 240 nucleotides. NCBI's taxonomy places the organism in Eukaryota, Metazoa, Nematoda, Chromadorea, Rhabditida, Gongylonematidae. The record is from the annotation of a GenBank genome assembly.